CAUUUUUCCCCAACAUUUUUUAGUUUUCUUUAUCCUCAUUUUUAAUGACAGACCAAUUACUUAAACUAUAAAAUGGACACGGAUGGGUCAAAUACAUACUAAUAUAUUAAUAGAAUCCUGGCCUUUGAAUGUCAAAAGAUUCUCACUUUGGGACAUGAUAGGGAGUUUUAUACUACUAGAAAACAGAGAUGAUCCGAAAAUAAUCAUAUCAACAAGUGUUCCUGAUUCUCUCAAAGGGUGCAUCAGUAAUGAAUUUCAUAACAUAUUUUGCAGUUGAGUGACUUGUUUAUCUCAAUGAUGCUUAAUUACAACCAUCAGCACAGAAAAUGAACAUUGAACAGAUCUAACAUUCCUCUCCUGUCCGCUCGCUGCCACCGCUCCUAAUGUUUGAGGAUUGCAGGAAAUCAAUGAGUGCAAAUGAGUCUCAAACAAAAAAUUAGGUUGACUCAAAAAAAUAUAUUUACUGAUCAGCACUAAAUGAUCCAAAACAUGUGUCAAAAACAAACAAGCAAAACCCCCAAAAUAUUUAAUGGUUUAGAUAUUUAUAUACAUAAUAUCUGUUGCCCGCUCUUUAUGCCACUAUGUUGAAUUAAGAGAUACGCAUGAUGAUGCUCGGUACUGAGUAUCAAUGGUUGCCAAGCCACAGUUGACCAGGUGACAGCCACUGAGGUUCCAAAUAAAAGUGUCUGUUGAUUCACUCCUGGUCUGGGGUCGGAGGGCGGUUUGUGUUGCAGAAGGUAAUGACGGCUGCUGCCUCAUUGUGUAUUUCAGUUAUUAGAAGCUGUGUUUAUCUAAAUGUAUCUUAGAUAAAUAGCAGUUACAUUAUGUUGUGAGAAGAAUGUAUCCUUCAUUUGCUGUAGCAGCUCAUCAAAGAGUUCUCACUUAGUGGAGGAUACCUUGUGUUCAGAAAGAAAUCAUCUAGUCUUGUACUGAGAACAAAACUUUACACUUGCUUAUCUUCAAGCUGUUUUAAAGAGUCGGUUCACCCACAUUAUAGAUAUAGUUUUAGUUGUAUUUGCCUUGGCUCUGUUUCUGCCUUCACUCUAAUACAUCGGAGGUGAAUGGAAUUUGAAAACCUGACAUUUAAAAAAUUAAACAGCAAUGUAUCUGUCCUAGAAGAGGGGUUCCUCCUCUGUUGCUCUUCCUGAGGCUUCUUUUCUCCUAAAAAGUUUUUUUUGGGGGAGUUUUUCUUUAUCCGAAUCGAGGGUCUAAGGAUAGAGGAAGUUGUAUGCGAUAGAGACUGUAAAACCACUUGAGGCAAAUUUCUGAUAUUGGGCUAUAAAAAUAAAACUGACUUGACCCUUGACUUGUCCCUGUUACUCUGGAUUGACACACACUCCCAACAGUCUUCUUUUUUAGAAGUUACUUCCAGGGGAAACGGUUCAUAGCCUAACUGGGACAUUGUUCCUGCGAACACUGUUUCUGGGACAUUUUUGAAAUCUCUAAAUGCCAUUUUUUGUAAUUUAGGUGAACCAACCCUUUAACCAACCCUUCAUACCUGUAAAACAAAUUAAGAAUAACAACAGUUCAGAGUAACAAUGUGUGUCAAAUAACAACGUGUCAUUGUCUAUUUUAUAUUCACUGUGGUAACUUCAUUCAGUCAUUUAUAGAGUCAUAGUGAAAUCAUGUUGCUUUUCUGUAACUGUAACUCUGUAUAACUAUAACUGUGGGCAGUGCAGUUGUUAUCCACACAAAAGUCUUUGUUGCUAUGUGACAGAUGAGAUAUGGAAAACCAGACUUUCGGUGAAGAUAUCUUAAUCCUGGAGGGGUUAAAGGUCACCCCCCAGUCCUUCAUUCCCGCCUUUAUCCUCCUUCUCCUCAUCUACAUCUUCAUCAUGGUGUCCAACAUCGGCCUGGUAGUCCUGAUCACCAUGGAGAGGAGCCUCCACCAGCCCAUGUAUCUGCUCCUCUGCAACAUGAGCAUUAAUGAUGUUUUUGGGGCCACGAUAAUUAUACCUCAUGUACUCAGAGAUCUUUUAAUAUCAAACUUAGAGCGGCACAUUCAUUAUAUCGAUUGUGCCAUUCAGGCCUUCUGUGUUCAUCUCCAUGCAAGCGCCUCUCACACUGUACUCAUGAUCAUGGCCUUCGACCGCUACGUGGCCAUCUGCAACCCCCUGCGUUACGCCACCAUCAUGACCAGCAGGAUGGUGGUGAAGCUGUCGGUGUCGGCCUGGAUGGUGGUUUUAUUGAUGGUGUCGAUCCUCGUGGGCCUCAGCGUCUGCUUGUCACGCUGCAGGGCAGUUAUUUUCAACCCGUUCUGCGAUAACGCCUCCUUGUUCAAGCUGUCCUGUGAAAGUGUCCUCAUCAAUAACAUCUAUGGCCUCAGCUUCACAGUGGUCCUGCUGGGCUCCUCCAUCGGCAGCGUCACUCUCACCUACCUGAAAAUUGCUGCAGUGUGUGUGCUCAGUAAAAACAAGGUGCUGAACAGCCGGGCGUUGCAAACCUGUGCCACCCACCUGGCUGUGUACAUCAUCCUGCUGGUGUCCGGCUUCAUUAUUGUGAUCCUGCACCGUUUCCCUCAGCUGUCAGACCACAGGAAAGUGGCGGCUGUCCUGGGACAUGUUGCCUUGCCUGCCCUGAAUGCUGUUAUCUAUGGGUUGCAAAUUAAAGAGGUCAGGCAGAGGAUUAUUGCUUUGUUCCAUAAAAAUAAAGUAGGUAAAAUGGAUGUAAAAUGAUACACUAUGUGAUCAGAGGGCUGACGGGCUGAAGAUGUUAACAGUUUUGUACUGGAUGCUUAUACGAUAAAUAAUAAUAUUUGAGUGGAAGGUGAACUCAUUUCUGCAUGGAUCAUGUUGAAAUGAUUUCAUGGUACUGUUUCAAAAUGCAGCAGGGUAAAGGAAUAACCAUAACAUUAUAGUAAGCUACCUGUUAAUCACUUUCUGGUAAAAAAGUUUAACAUACCACAUUGUUACAAAAUGUAGCCUACUUUCUUAUUGAUCAAUGGUGGUUCACAUAAAAUAUUGAUUCCAAUCCAGUAUGAUAUUCUUGAUAUUUUUGUUUAUUAAAUCUUAUGAACUAGCUUUUUAAGGUUCCUUUAAUGAUUUUUAAUUGUUUCAAAUGCCUUUUUAGGAAUUGUGACUGUUUACUUUGGCAAGAAGUAUUAAAGGAUUUAUGGACAUGUUUUCAUCACUAAUGAAGUUGUGUUGUUCAAAGUAAAGGGGGAUGCCAGUGAUUUAGUACUGCACUUCUACAAAGUUGGAGGACUCACAAGAGACAGAGAAUUUAAAUCAAAACUGAAGCGGGCGGCAGAGGCCGAGAUUUGUCUGUAGUAUCAGUCAAGGUCCAAAGUUUUUCUGUCAAAAAAGAGAUAACCCUAAUGACAUUUUACAACUGUGUUCACAGGCUGAGUAGUUCUCCUUGUGAAGUAUACUCAACUUCAUGUGUAAAAUUGGUGGAGUGCCUCUUUAAGGACUAUGGGAAAUGUGCUCUGGUGAAAAUACAUCACAAUAUGAACAUUAAGACCAAGCGAUGUCAAUAAAUGGCAUUCUUUAAUACUUUCUUUGCUCACUAUUCUAUUUCAAUGACAUAAAAAACGAGUCGUAGUUAGUGCGACGCUCGAGUACUGAAAUGUAUAGGUUCAUAAUAAUCUGCUCAGCACUGUUACAAAGAAUUAAAGUGACAUUCACACAAUCAAAGUUUUCAAAGUACACCACAUUUUUGUGGCUGUAAAUUUCAGACUGAAAUGUAAAAUGUGUGAAACAGAUUGUUAAAUAAAUAACAUGCAGGCAGUAA
Siniperca chuatsi (mandarin fish) is the source of this 3732-nucleotide messenger RNA. Its product is annotated as olfactory receptor 51E1-like. Gene Ontology annotation, molecular function: olfactory receptor activity. Lineage: Eukaryota; Metazoa; Chordata; Actinopteri; Centrarchiformes; Sinipercidae. Gene Ontology annotation, biological process: G protein-coupled receptor signaling pathway. The transcript has a single exon. The record is from RefSeq and is a predicted model, not a curated record. Bases 1725 to 2675 code for a protein of 316 amino acids. Gene Ontology annotation, cellular component: membrane.